CUCGGUGGGUCCGCCUCUCACCUCCGACUAAAUUCUGCCGUCCUCGUCUCGAAACGUCCAAGUGGAUGAGGAAAAAGGAAAGGAGGGGGAGAAGGACAAACUGCUCGAACUGAGAAGAAAAAGUCAGCGACAAUUAAAUAUUAACACGAACAGCGGCGGAAAGUGAUUGCGGUGGGACUCGGCAGCUUUGAAGUCCGCGGUGUGUUUUUAUGGUUGUGGACGCGUUAGUGUAGUUGUGACAUUGCAGAGGGAAAAGGUCUCCUCCCAGUCUGUUGACGGAUACAGUUUGGCUUCAGUCAGCGGACACACGGCGAGACCUGAGUGUACAUUAACCCGGCCAGUGUUGUAUUGCCCAGGAUGUCCUCAAAGGCCCACAGUUCCAAUAACAUCGCUCAUGCCCGACGAACGGUGCAGCAGCUUAGGAUAGAGGCGAGCAUCGAGAGGAUAAAGGUGUCCAAGGCCUCUGCAGACCUUAUGAACUACUGCAGCGAACACGCCAGAGAAGAUCCUCUCCUUAUGGGCAUCCCCGCUUCAGACAAUCCCUUCAAGGACAAAAAACCCUGCACUAUAUUGUAGUGGAUACCACUUAGCCUUUAUGUGUUUAUUUUUGCUUAUUAAUGUUGCUGUAUUCUCUUUUCGUUGGGAGGAGUAAAAGGUGGACUGUGAUCAUAUCAUUACCAUGUGUUCACCUGUUCUGUUAACAAUUCCACAAUUCAACCACAUUUUCUGAAAAGCAGCAGUUUGUAAUGAGUAAAAACACAGCAUCUGUGGCCGACCCGCUGUAUUCUGUGAAACCAUCUUCAUCUUUAGCGGCGCCACUGUUCAAUAUGAACUCUGACCACUAAUAAGACUUUGGCUGCAUGAGUUGAAAUGUUCAAUUAUGAUCCUUAAGUAUUAACAGGGGAUGAUGUUGUCUGAAUAUUUGGUGAUUUUGAUUCCUUAAAGGUGUGUGGUUUCAUCUCCACUGGGCAGUUGACUGUUAUUUACACUGUGUAAAGUCAUACAGCCAAAGUUUCCCUUCACUCACAUGGCCUCAGACUCCCAUUUCCACCAGUAUUUUAUCAUUUCUGUCCUGUUUAGAUCACUGGUUAUUUUUUUUCACUUUGGGCCUGCAGUCAAACAGAACAAUAAUACGUAUUUAUCAUUGAACCGGGCAGUAACGUCUCUAUUAUUGGUGUUAAAGUCGCAGUAUUCUGCAUCACACCUGCUGGCUCACGACAAUCCACAUCCCACUUUAACCACUGUUUUCCUGUCUGGUAUUUAUAAUGUGAUUACAGUUUCUCAGAGUUGUCUUUAGCUGAUUUCACCACGACGUCAUCAUGUUGAGAUCAGUUCUAUCUAAACUAAAUCAUCUCGUCUUAAAUUUAAGCCGUUGGGAUAAGAUGAGCCCAGUGUUUGGAUGCUUUUGAUGUGUGUUCUUUAAAGGUGGAAUAAGCGAUUCUAAUCCAGUAGCCUUUUUUGCUAGCUUUCAGUUCUGUGUGUGCUGGGAAAAAACAGUUUUUGUAAUCAGCCCUGCCUCUGUAAAUGGGGAAAAACCGAUCUGCAACACACUAUUAGAGUUAGAAUGUAGAGGAAGAAGCACAGAGUUGCAAUCUCAGACAUUUUCUUGCUGGAUUUGAUGAUUGUUUUUUUUAGGUCACAGGUGUCAAACAUGCAGCUAGGGGGCCAAAUCCGGGGGCCAAAGGGUCCAAUCUGGCCCAUAGGAUGAAUUUGUGAAAUGCAAAAAUUACACUAACGAUAUUAACAAUCAGUAGUGUAAAAAUCAUUUUAUUUCAGGUUCCAUACAGACACAUAUAAAUCAGUUACAUCUCAGUUCAGUCAGACCAGAAAAACACUAUCAUAAUAACCUAUAAAUAAUGACAAAUGACAACUACUUAUCUUUUUUAGUGUAAAAAAAAAAAAA
This is a messenger RNA of Sphaeramia orbicularis (orbiculate cardinalfish), 1903 nucleotides long. It is a transcript of the gene gng12a, whose product is annotated as guanine nucleotide binding protein (G protein), gamma 12a. The record is from RefSeq and is a predicted model, not a curated record. Lineage: Eukaryota; Metazoa; Chordata; Actinopteri; Kurtiformes; Apogonidae. Bases 358 to 576 code for a protein of 72 amino acids. Gene Ontology annotation, molecular function: G-protein beta-subunit binding. The transcript is spliced from 3 exons. Gene Ontology annotation, cellular component: heterotrimeric G-protein complex. Gene Ontology annotation, biological process: G protein-coupled receptor signaling pathway.